Gossypium raimondii (Peruvian cotton) is the source of this 2294-nucleotide messenger RNA. Its product is annotated as transcription factor TGA9. The transcript is spliced from 13 exons. The record is from RefSeq and is a predicted model, not a curated record. The coding region runs from base 535 to 2064 and encodes 509 amino acids. Gene Ontology annotation, molecular function: sequence-specific DNA binding; DNA-binding transcription factor activity. Gene Ontology annotation, biological process: regulation of DNA-templated transcription; DNA-templated transcription. Lineage: Eukaryota; Viridiplantae; Streptophyta; Magnoliopsida; Malvales; Malvaceae.
UUUCCCUAUCUGAUUCACACAAAUAUUUACUGUAAUUUGCAAGAGGAAUUGGUGUUGAAAUAAAGCAAAAAGGCUCCAAAAUAUUGUUUUUAAAGGAAGAAGAAGAAGAAAAAAGAGUAGUCAUUCAAUCAGAUUGGUUUCUUCACAUAGAAGUUGAGAUAAAAGGCAGAAGAAAGUGAUACCCAUGAACAAAGGAUAUAUCAAAAGUUCCAAACGGUGAAGAUCAUAUAUAUACAACGAGUAUUAGAUAAGGACUGGACCCUUUAAUUUGUUUCUAUGCAGAUUCACUUUGACAGGAAAAAGCUUUGAUCUUUUGUCUCUUUGCCCUCUCUUUCUUUCUUUGUGUUUCACCUUAAAAAAAAAGUAAAACUUUAGCUCUUAAAUAUCAUAACCAAGUUGUAGGAACUCGGUUUUUCCAUUUCCUCUGCUUUUUAAAGCCAACAUUUCUUUUUCUCCCCUUUCAUUUUUCUGCAACAUAUAUUUAUUUUCAGCCUGUUUCUUGUUUCGAGGAUGAUCUAAAGAACCAAGCUUUGCAUGGAGAACCAUAGAGUUGGAGAGACAGGUUUAACAGACUCAGGACCUUCUUCAAAUUACCAUCAUCACGCAGUUCUUCAUGGAAUGAAUGCUCCCAUUAGUAGUAAUUUCAUCCAUCAAAAUGGAUCUGCUUUCGGUUUUGGAGAGCUAGAAGAAGCAAUUGUUCCUCAUGGAGUGGAACUCACAAAUGAUGAAGCUAAAGCACCAGCUUUAUUCACAAGAAGCAGACCUUCUUCAGCUACUCUGGCGAUGUUGCCUUCUAAUUGGUCAUUGAGAUUUCAGCAAACCCCAAGAGAAAGUUGGAAUUCAAGAGGGGAAAGCACUGACUCAGUAUCAUCAUCAGCAGUGAACACUCUCCCGAGCAACCAGCUGCAACCAGAAUCUCCUAUCAGUCAAAAGGAAUCUUCUUCUGCAGAUCAUCAUCAACCUUUCAACCACAAGCCUCUGCAACAACAGCAGCUAGAGAUGGCAAGUGAUAUCUCAUCACUGAAUCAAUCAGCUGCUCAAGAAAAGUUACAAGAACAAGAAUCACAUAACAAUCAGCAAUCAGCAACUCUUCCCAGAAACUUUGGAAGAGGUUCAUCUUCUUCUGAGAAACAGCCAGAUGCUAAGACACUAAGACGUUUAGCUCAAAACAGAGAAGCUGCAAGAAAAAGCCGUCUUAGAAAGAAGGCUUACGUUCAGCAACUAGAAUCAAGUAGAAUAAAGCUAGCUCAACUUGAACAAGAUCUGCAGAGAACAAGAUCCCAGGGAUUUUUCGUGGGAGGGUGUGCUGCUGCUUUCGGAAAUAUCAGCUCAGGAGCUGCAAUGUUUGACAUGGAAUAUUCAAGAUGGUUAGAAGAUGAUCACAGGCACUUGUCGGAGCUUAGAACUAGGUUACAUGCUCACCUUUCCGACACCGAUCUUCAGACCAUCGUCGACGGUUACAUUUCACAUUAUGAUAAAAUUUUCCGGUUGAAAGAAGCAGCUGCAAAAUCCGAUGUUUUACACCUUAUAACCGGGAUGUGGAUGACGCCGGUGGAGCGCUGCUUUGUUUGGAUAGGUGAUUUUAGGCCCUCUGAGCUCAUCAAGAUGCUAGUAUCACAACUAGACCCAUUAACAGAACAUCAAGUGAUGGGGAUUUGCAAUCUCCAACAUUCUUCACAACAAGCAGAAGAGGCACUCACCCUAGGCCUUGAACAGCUCUACCACUCUCUAAUGGACUCCAUUGCUAGUGGUCCGGUCAUCCACGAAAUGCAACAAAUGGCUGUUGCCUUAAGCAAGCUUGCCAAUCUCGAAGGCUUCCUUCACCAGGCUGAUAAUUUAAGACAGCAAAUCCUUCACCAAUUGCCUCGGAUAUUGACCGUUAGACAAACAGCUCGAUGUUUUUUGGUGAUCGGAGGGUACAAUCAACGACUACGAGCACUUAGUUCUCUUUGGGCAUCCCAUGGACCUCCUGAGGUCUUGAUCAGUGAUGACCAGUCAUGCCAAACAACAGACUUGCAGAUGGUGAUGGUGCAACAAUCACAGAAUCAUUUCUCAAACUUUUGAUGAAAGCAGAAAAGAAAAGAAAUGGAGAUUCCAAUUAGGCAGCCAAUGAAUAAGCAGUCAGAGUCAUGUAAUUUGACAAGGAAUAUGUCAUACAUAUGUAGGCAUGCAAAAUGAAAAUUUAUCAAAGCUACUUAAUUUGGGUGAGGUGGGGCUUUUUUUCUUACUCAGUAAGUUUUUAAAUCCUUUGUAAAAAUUGAUUUUAAUGUGCAUUAUGGAACUAUUUUUUAUUA